Molecule: messenger RNA, 1041 nt
Organism: Bipolaris oryzae ATCC 44560
Lineage: Eukaryota; Fungi; Ascomycota; Dothideomycetes; Pleosporales; Pleosporaceae
Exons: 2
Source: RefSeq, a predicted model, not a curated record
ACCCCCUCCCCCCUUCCCAACGGUCUAACCCGUACCUACAUCCCCACCCCCUCCGGCCCCCUCGAACUCCUCUGCGCCCUGCCCCCCACCACCUCUUCCCUCCCACCCUUAUUCUUCGCCCACGGCGGCUUCGGCUGCGCCUCUGUCUGGAUCCCUUUCAUGCAGUACUUCAGAGCGUGCGGAUACCCGUGUUAUGCGAUUAGCUACCGGGGCCAUGGCGGGAGCUGGUACCCGGGGUUUUGGGAGUUAUAUUUUACGGGGAGGGGGAGGAUGGCGGGGGAUCUUGUUAAGGGGAUUGAGGCGGUGGAAGGGAUGGAGGGGAGAAGGAUGGGAAAGGAGAGGGAGAGGGUGGUGUUGGUUGCGCAUUCGGCAGGGGGAGCGUUGGGGCAGUGGGUUUUGGGGAGGGGGAUGGUUAGGGUGAGGGGGUUUUGUAUGCUUGCUGCUGUGCCGGGGUUCGGGUCGUGGUCGUGCUAUGCGUUUUGGGCCAAGUCAGCACUGCCAAAUUUCGUUUACCGGUGCUUCCAUUCUAGGUAUCUACUUGCAACCACCAAGCAAGUCAAGGACCCGUUCUUUACGGCGUCGACGCCUUGGUCGGUUGUACAGGCUUUGGAGCGCCUGCUCAGUCCAUACGAGUCUAUGCUCUGGCCCAUACAAGCACUUUUUCCAAUCGUCACAGGCCCAGAUGUUAUUCAAUCCAUCGAUGGGUGGAAGCCAAAACAGCCAGGAACAUCAGUUGUGGGUAAGAAAGCUGGUGUUGUAUCGAGACUGUUCGUUCUUGCUGCCGAGUUUGACGUUCUCUGUACACCGUCUGUCCUGCUGGAUGCCGCAAAACGCUACCGUACAGCAUUCAUCGAUUGCGUGAGACUAAAAAAGCUGGACGGCAUGGCUGAGGAUUCUAUCGACGCUGCAAGUGACGAGAAUGCAGAUUGCAACGGUGUAAAGUUUGAAAUCGUGAAAGGAGUGGCGCACCAUUUGCAAAACCACGUCGAGUGGGAAAAGGGUGCUGAAGCAUUGCUUGACUGGGUCAAAGAGCUCGAUUGA